This is a messenger RNA of Penicillium canariense, 987 nucleotides long. RefSeq names its product mitochondrial 54S ribosomal protein mL67. The transcript is spliced from 2 exons. Gene Ontology annotation, molecular function: single-stranded DNA binding; structural constituent of ribosome; DNA strand exchange activity. Gene Ontology annotation, cellular component: nucleus; mitochondrial large ribosomal subunit. NCBI's taxonomy places the organism in Eukaryota, Fungi, Ascomycota, Eurotiomycetes, Eurotiales, Aspergillaceae. Gene Ontology annotation, biological process: DNA recombination; positive regulation of mitochondrial DNA replication. The coding region runs from base 1 to 987 and encodes 328 amino acids. The record is from RefSeq and is a predicted model, not a curated record.
AUGGCCUCGACCAGCACGGCCUCCAAGCCGAUCCAGAAGAUCCUGGACUCGACCAGAAUCGCUUCGUUGAGGAAAUUCGUACGACACCCGCCCGUUGAUUCGACAAAGCCAAUCCAAGGAAAGAUCCGAGAGGCAACAUCGAAUGCAUUCAAGGAACACGUGAAGCGGGAAGGGGUGCGGUUGCAAAAGGCGCUGAAUUCGAUCUCUCACGGGAAGCACAUUUUUGUCUACCACAAUGUUCAAACGAAGCAGGUUGUGUACUCCCUGACCCGUUAUCUGGAGGAAAGCAAUGUCCUGCGCCAAAUGGUCUAUCAUGGCAAGAAGACUGUUCCCGCCGAGCUCCGCCGUGAUAUGUGGACGCCGUACUACUCUGUCCACUUCGGCGACGCUCGCCUCGGCCUGCGAGCCUACCAGCUGCUCCGCGAGUUCUCGAUGCGGCGACAACUGUCCCCUCCCCCUGAGAUGAUCACAGUGAGCGAAGAGUUCCUGGCCUCGAGACGGCCAAAGGACCCCACCGAUGCGGAGGAAUACGACAGGAUGAACAAGAAGAGGAUUGGUCAUCCAAUGGAGAAGAAGGAGCGCGCGCGGGUCCUAAUGGACCAGAAGGCGACCUCGGUCGCCGACAUCGCCGCUGUGCUGGAAAUUCAGAAGCAAGAAAUAAAGGAAGGGCUCUUGGACAAAGAACAAUGGCGCCAGAAGCAGUUUCGCAGUCAGAGAAGGCGUCAGCGUGAGGCUAUGGACCGCGAGGCCGAGCAGGCUGAGCAGCAUAAUGCCCGCAUUAAGGCACUCGAACAGCAGUUGAGUGAACGUGCUGGGGCUGAGGUGAAGAUUGGCGAGGUUGGUGACUAUCCGGAGUCGCCAGAGAAUGUCAAGAUCCUCUGGCGCGAUGUGCACGAUGCGAACUAUGCCGCCUCGUGGCCUGAGGAGGUCCAGCAUGGCGAGCUAGAACUGAAGCGCGACAACAUCAUCGGUGUGGAGCGCUCAUGA